GACAUCAAAUGGAAAGAAAAAAAAAAAGGAAGAAAAAGUUGCGGAGAGAAGUGAAAGAGAAACAGAAAGAAACACAUUCUCACAUCUUCUUCUGUCUGGAGCAGCCUCCAUUGACCACGGGGAGUCUCUGUGAUUCCUUCAUCAAUCAUAAUGGUCUCUGAAAAAGUGCUCCCUUCUCAUGUGGUCGAAAGUGGACACGCUCCACUUGAUUCUGGCCAUGCCCGUCUCAGAGAACUCGGUUACAAACAAGAACUCAAGCGUGACCUUUCGGUGAUUUCGAAUUUUGCCUUUUCGUUUUCUAUUAUUUCGGUGCUCACCGGAGUUACUACUCUUUACAACACUGGAUUGAACUAUGGUGGCCCUGUUUCCUUAGUCUACGGUUGGUUCAUUGCCUCUGCUUUUACCAUGAUUGUGGCGCUUCCAAUGGCCGAGAUUUGCUCGUCCUAUCCCACUUCCGGUGGGCUUUACUAUUGGAGCGCCAAGCUUGCUGGGCCCAGAUGGGCUCCCUUCGCUUCAUGGAUCACCGGCUGGUUCAAUAUUGUGGGCCAGUGGGCAGUGACAACAAGCGUAGAUUUUUCACUUGCACAACUGAUUCAGGUCAUUAUUCUGCUUAGUACUGGUGGGAAAAAUGGCGGUGGAUAUGAGGCAUCUAAAUAUGUAGUUAUUGCUCUCCAUGGGGGAAUCUUGCUCGUACACGGUAUAAUAAACAGCCUUCCGAUCUCAUUGUUGUCAUUCUUGGGACAAAUGGCAGCUAUUUGGAAUGUUUUAGGUGUUUUUGUACUUACGAUUGUGAUUCCAUCCGUUGCAACGGAAAGAGCAAGUGCCAAGUUUGUUUUCACUAAUUUCAAUACUGAAAAUGGGGAGGGAAUCAGAAGCAGACCUUACAUAUUUCUUUUGGGACUUCUAAUGAGUCAGUAUACCUUGACUGGGUUUGAUGCCUCAGCUCAUAUGACGGAGGAAACCAAGGAUGCUGAUAGAAAUGGACCGAAAGGAAUUAUCAGCGCCGUUGGGAUAUCCAUUGUUGUUGGAUGGUUUUACAUUCUGGGCAUUACCUUUGCAGUCACCGACAUCCCUAGCCUUUUGAGUGAAGAUAAUGAUGCUGGUGGGUAUGCCAUUGCUGAAGUAUUUUAUCAAGCAUUCAAGAAAAGAUAUGGCAAUGGAAGUGGGGGUAUUGUUUGCUUAGUAAUCGUUGGUGUUGCGAUUUUUUUCUGUGGCAUGAGUUCAGUUACCAGCAACUCAAGAAUGGCUUAUGCUUUCUCUAGAGAUGGUGCCAUGCCAUUGUCAUCAUUGUGGCACCAGGUUAACAAACAGGAGGUCCCUAUCUAUGCAGUUUGGCUUUCCGUUUCAAUAUCAUUUUGCAUGGCAUUAACGUCUCUUGGAAGCAUAGUCGCUUUCCAGGCCAUGGUGUCCAUAGCAACCAUUGGUCUCUAUAUUGCCUAUGCCUUUCCCAUAUUCUUAAGGGUGACAUUGGCACGAAAGCAUUUCGUUCCCGGGCCUUUCAACUUGGGCCGUUACGGAGUUAUCGUGGGCUGGGUUGCUGUUCUUUGGGUGCUGACCAUUUCCAUACUCUUCUCAUUGCCUGUUUCCUACCCAAUAAAAGCAAAGAACCUUAACUACACCCCUGUUGCUGUUGCAUGUUUGCUUAUUUUUGUAGUUUCUUACUGGAUUAUCAGUGGUCGCCGUUGGUUUAAAGGCCCAAUUACUAAUAUAUAAAAAAAUGAAGUUUCCUUUGCAAUAUGAUUCUUUUUAGAAUCCUAGAUUGAUAUUUAUUUUUCUUAUGUUAUUAGUCCUAUAAUAUUGUUCUUGGUUUAUGUAAAUUGAAUAUUCUAAACAAAAAUAAUAUUUUUUGACA
Messenger RNA from Vigna angularis (adzuki bean), 1852 nucleotides. RefSeq names its product amino-acid permease BAT1. Gene Ontology annotation, cellular component: membrane. Gene Ontology annotation, biological process: transmembrane transport; gamma-aminobutyric acid transport. The transcript has 8 exons. Lineage: Eukaryota; Viridiplantae; Streptophyta; Magnoliopsida; Fabales; Fabaceae. The coding region runs from base 151 to 1713 and encodes 520 amino acids. The record is from RefSeq and is a predicted model, not a curated record. Gene Ontology annotation, molecular function: L-alanine transmembrane transporter activity; L-glutamate transmembrane transporter activity; L-lysine transmembrane transporter activity.